Molecule: messenger RNA, 685 nt
Organism: Ilex paraguariensis (yerba mate)
Lineage: Eukaryota; Viridiplantae; Streptophyta; Magnoliopsida; Aquifoliales; Aquifoliaceae
Source: the annotation of a GenBank genome assembly
AUGGCAAAGGUGAGAGAGUAUAACAGUGGUGAAAAUUCUUCAUCCUACCUACUUGAAUCUCUAGAAGACGAUGGAAAACCCACUUUCGACGACUCCGGCUCUAAUCCCUUCUGCUUGCCAGGGGAACCACCUCAGCCAAAGCGGAGAAGUUCUGCAGACCGGACAGGUUGGGUGGCGGCGCAGCCACGGAUCCACACACUUGAGGUGGAAGAGGUGGCCACAAUCCGGCAACAGGCGGAGCAUGUCACUGCCCUUGUAAUCGGCCAAACAGAUGGAGCAGCAUGUGGCGGUGGUGGUGCCCUCUUGUUUGGCCUUGGCCUCGGAGUAAAGCAAUUUCGGGUAGCUCAGCAGUGUGGCCUCAUCAAGCCCCAUCUCAACAACACAAUUUUCCGGGCCGGGCGGUUGCUGGAAAUCUCUUUGAAGAGGUGCUGCUACGGAUGUCUGGAUUCUGGUGCAGUAGUAUGAAGCCAAGGUGAUGGUCGUAAUAAGUAGGAGAAUUCCUAUGGAGACUCCAAUGCCAUAACCGAAACCACCGAUGUUUUGGGAGCCCAAAAAUCCCCCAGAGUUUGCUGUGGCAUUCAUGACCUUGAUGACAAAGUUGAUGAGCAAGUUUGGUUGUUUUUAGAGAGAAUUGAGGUGGUUUGGUGAGCCAUGGCCAUGGCAAAACUGGUGGUUAUUUGGGGGU